AUGGCAGUGAUGAAAAACUGUAAAGUAAAUACAAUUUAUUUGGAUGGUUAUUUUAAGUAUGGGGAAACGAAGGCGCCUAAAAUGCCAACAUGCAAGCAUGACGGGAGAGCCUACCAGUGCACAAAACUCAAUAUUGCGGAUGUGAUGGCAUUUUAUAAAGCUUUUCAUAAAAAUGAAGAGAAAGUUGAACAAGACACCUUUAUACUGCCAUUCCUAGAUUUAAACCCUGUUCGCAGACGUCGCCCAAAAACUGGAGUAAAUCGUAAUAAGACAACUACAUGCAAGUGUUUCAUAAAAGGUCCAGAUGGCAAGUUACCCGUUUGUCAAAAGACUUUCACCAAUGCCUUGAGGAUCACAACUACUCCGGGCCGACUCCGAACUAUAAUGAACAAUUUUAGAGAGGAAAGUAAUCUUCCAUGCGAGAAAAGGGGAGAAGACAAACGAACGCAUUUAUAUAAAGAGAAACUGAGAAGCGUGGUCGAAUUUAUUAAAAGUAUAAAAUGCGUGGAGUCUCAUUACUGUAGGGGUCGAAGUUCUUCAACUCAUAUUGAAGGUGCACGUGAUAUCGGUGUAAUUCCUGCGAUCGUCAUUACUGACUCGUCAUUGCCAUCAACUUCAUCAUCAGGCAUAAUUGGUUCGUCCCGCUCUGAGGUUAGAAGAAUACAACAGCAGGUCUUGUCCGCAUACGCACUAAAGAGAAUUUCAGUGACUCAACAGAAAAAAUUGGAUCAGCUUUUAUUGAAUCUUAUAAUCAAAGAUUUCCAACCAUUUUCCAUGGUCGAAGAUAAUGGCUUUAAAGAUUUUAUAUUGACUUUAAAUCCCGCAUACAAAUUGCCUACAAGAAAAACUUUAAGCAAUGUUCUUCUUCCAGCAGUGUUUGAAGAAGUUCGCCUUAAAGUUUCAGAUGCUUUAAAGGAAGUCGUAUCAAUUACAAUUACAACAGACUGCUGGACGUCUAGCAACACAGAUAGUGUAAUAGGCAAAUGUGUUGGGUAUGAGGGAGGUCAUGGAAGUACAAAUUUAGCAGAUAAUCUAAGUAAAGUUAUUUCAAACUCGAAUAUAUCAGAAGAGAGUAUUUUGCUUGGUAUUUCAGAUAACGCUGCAAAUAUUAAAAAAGCUAUCUCUUCAGACUUAAAUUGGAGACAUUUUGGUUGCUAUGCACAUACCCUAAAUUUAAUAAUGGGCGAUGCAUUGAAACUGAUCCAAGAAGUAACAUUAAAUAAAGUCAGUAAAAUUGUGACACAUUUCAAACAAAGUGAAAAUGCUAAAAGCAAAUUAGAUAAUGUUCAGCGACAGCAAGGUAAGGAACCCAAGAAACUUAAAAAAGAUGUAGUUACUAGAUGGAACUCCACUUAUUUAAUGUUAGAAAGAUUUGUAGAAUUGGAGGAAGCUAAGAACCACAUUAGCAUUAAUGGAUUCAGUCUCCCUACCGUUCGAGUUCGAGUGACGAGAGCUUUAAAGCUUAUAAAGGCGAGGGUAGAUCAUAUCGAAAAAAAAAAUUAUCAGACGUUUAAAAAAUCGUGGGUUGAAGAUGAACAGUUUAAAAAUUGGAUUAAGCAGGGCAAAAAUGAAUACUUUGCAAUGUGCCGACUUAGCAACAAAGAUAUUUCAAUUAAGUCAAUGGGAAGAAUUGAAUUAGUGCGCCAUCAGGAUAGUGCGAUGCAUGUUCAAAAUUGUAAAUCUACGAAAGUGCAGAGUACUUUAAAAGAUAUGGCAAUUUUUAAAGGAGUAUCUAGUCAACAGACUGAUCAAUCUGAUGAAAACAUCAGAUUUGCAUAUUGCAGCAUUUAUCACUGA
This is a messenger RNA of Diabrotica balteata, 1797 nucleotides long. The record is from the annotation of a GenBank genome assembly. NCBI's taxonomy places the organism in Eukaryota, Metazoa, Arthropoda, Insecta, Coleoptera, Chrysomelidae.